This is a messenger RNA of Oryzias melastigma (Indian medaka), 1109 nucleotides long. RefSeq lists its product as uncharacterized. The record is from RefSeq and is a predicted model, not a curated record. Gene Ontology annotation, cellular component: extracellular matrix. The transcript is spliced from 9 exons. Lineage: Eukaryota; Metazoa; Chordata; Actinopteri; Beloniformes; Adrianichthyidae. Gene Ontology annotation, biological process: binding of sperm to zona pellucida; egg coat formation; positive regulation of acrosome reaction. Bases 98 to 1039 code for a protein of 313 amino acids. Gene Ontology annotation, molecular function: acrosin binding.
UGCACACACACCAGGUGGAAGUCAUUCCUUUGAUUGACUUUUCCCUAUCAGAUGGAAUAAAACUGCACCCAGGCCCAGAAUUCAGUAUGCAGUCACAAUGGCUUUCAUUUGGGAUUUGUUGGUGUGCUUCUGUCUGGGGACUGCUAUGAUGGUGAAUGCAGAGCUGAGGGUGGACUGCAGGCCUGACUACAUGUCACUGGUUUGGACUGACGGUCGGUCACAGGCUGAUCCUUCCCUGUUCCGUCUUGGUAGCUGCUUUCCUACAACUGUCGGCCCCCGGGAGGCAACUUUUAGUGUGACAUUUGAUGACUGCAACUUCAGGAGACUUGUAACUGGAAAUGAGCUUAACUACACCAAUGAACUCAUCUACACAUCUUCACCUGACUCAUAUGUCCACCCUUUUAGUCUCCCAGUUGUCUGCUCAUUUGAGAGGCCCAAGGACUGGUAUCCAUUGACUUAUGACCCAGUGUUUUCCACAUAUGGAGUAGAAGACUUGAUCUUUCACAUUGGACUAAUGAAGGCUGACUUUAGUGGACCUGCUGAGUCUAAUGUCUUCCCUCUGGGCUCCAUGAUUCCUAUCUUGGCUGCUGUGGACCAGCAGGCCCAUCAGCCUCUUCUGCUCCUUCUUGAGGAGUGUACAGCCUCAACCACACCUGACCUUCACCCUGGAGCCAACUUGUAUCCACUAAUCACAAAUAAGGGAUGCCUUGUGGAUAGUAAAGUUUCACGCUCAAAAUUUGAACCAAGACGUCGACUGUCUGAGAUAGACUUGUCUAUUCAAGCCUUUAGAUUUGCACUGGGACAGGAGGUGUUCAUCCACUGCAGCCUGGUUGCAUGGGAUCCAAAUGGACUUGAUGACACAAAGAAGGCCUGCCACUACACAAAAGAUAAUGGCUGGGAGUUGCUGGACAACCCUGCAUAUAAUAACCUGUGUGACUGCUGUGAAUCCACCUGCAAGUCAAGGAAAAGGAGGAAUCUGUCAGAAAAGCAUGGCUUGGCAAAAAAGGCAGUUGUUGGACCACUCACCAUAACAGCCUGAAGUCUCAAUGUUAACUGCUCAUGUAUUUUAAGCUGUAAAUGUUGCAGUGAUAUUAAAGAUUUAUGACUUA